Molecule: messenger RNA, 2900 nt
Organism: Calidris pugnax (ruff)
Lineage: Eukaryota; Metazoa; Chordata; Aves; Charadriiformes; Scolopacidae
Product: PDZ and LIM domain protein 4-like
Exons: 3
Coding region: 1-369 (122 amino acids)
Biological process (GO): heart development; actin cytoskeleton organization; muscle structure development
Cellular component (GO): Z disc; filamentous actin; stress fiber
Molecular function (GO): muscle alpha-actinin binding; actin binding
Source: RefSeq, a predicted model, not a curated record
AUGGGUGCUCUGCUGAUGAAGCCAAGGGCUUCUGCCACCGUCGGUGAAAAACUCGACAAACUGAGCAACCCCCGAAACAUCAAGCCCCCGGUGCCGAAGCUGGGAGGUGCCAUGUCCGGGCUCCAGAUGCUCCCCGAGUGCACCCGCUGCGCGAACGGCAUCGUGGGCACCAUCGUCAAAGCUCGGGACAAGCUCUACCACCCCGAGUGCUUCAUGUGCGACGACUGCGGGCUCAACCUGAAGCAGAGAGGGUAUUUCUUCAUCGAGGAGCAGCUGUACUGCGAGACGCACGCCAAGGAGAGGGUUAAGCCCCCCGAGGGAUAUGACGUGGUGGCUGUUUAUCCCAACGCCAAGGUUGAACUGGUCUAAACCCGGGCUGUGCUCUGGAGAGCCCACCCACGUCCUCCCCGCCGGCUGCGCAGUGUGGCUGUCAUCAACCCCCACUACCAAAGCCCAAGUUAAAAUGCCUUUUUUUUUCCUAGAUAAAGCCGUUUACACUUGGGAUCUCCGGGGGCUGGUGUUGAAAGCAUACGAACAGGUUUUUCCCUUCUUUUUGACACUCUGCUUUUUGGGUUGCUGUGGUGGGUUAUUAGUCUGUGCCUUAACCUUAUCCAAGAUCUGUGUAAAUAUUGAUUAAUUCUCUACUUUGUUUCAUAUAAAACCAGUAUUCUUUUUUUUUUUUUUUUUUUUUUUUCCCCUCUUCUUUUCUCAAAAAGCAAGGAAGAUGUUUUUAAAACUCCAAGAAAAUAAGGCACUUUAACAAAAGAAGCUGACUCCUGUAUCCUGACCUUAAUCUCCUGCCCUCCAGCUGCCCUGGUGAUUAAAAACUGACCCCCGAGGAGCCUGGGGUGCAGUACCAGGGGGUCGGGGUCCCUGGCUCAGCCCCAUCCCAGCGGAUGUGCCAGGGAAGGGUGGUCUCUUAAAACAGCAUUUGCUGUGAAAUUCCCUGGAUGGGGGCACUGCAGUUUGAGGCUGACACGGAUCCGUCCGAGUUCCCCGAGAGAUCUCCACACUGAGCGUGUGAUGAGGCUUUGCUUUUCCUUCCUUUGCUCCUAAUUCAGUUGUUCUGUCAUCUAAUCACCCGAGCGGCGCCUUCAGAGGACACUGAAACAGGACAGAGCCCACCUCGGCUAUUCCCACCUCCCUGCUCCUGCCCCACGGUGGUCCCUGCUUUGGCCAUUCUGACUUUUCUUCCCCAGCUUUGGCUGUAUUUUUUUAGUCCUUUAUUUCUAGAACCCCACCUGUGUCUGCCUCGCAGCGGGGAGGUGUCGAUGAAACCCCUUCAGGCCCUUAAAAGAAGGAACUGGAGUGGGGGUGACCCAGCCGUGAGCCCCGGGCCCAGGGGCAGCAGGUUCAGAUUUAUACCCUCAUCCCAAGGCUGCAUCUUUGGUCAGGUCCAUUGCCCACUUGAUUUGCUGGGAAAAGGUUUUUAAGGAUCUUGGAUGUUGCUUUGUUGGAGAAAUGUUUUUUUUUUUCACGUUAGUGUUUGGAGGAGAGAGAGUUUAGUCUCUCUUUCGGUGGUGGUAGGAGCCAUGUGUUUGGUACCACAAGGUUAUUUCUGUUUCCUCCUCCUCACUUCAGAGAGGGAGGAUGGGAGUGACAAAAAGAAAUGUCUGUGCUCACUUCCCUUCUGUGGAAGAGCAAAGUAAGAGAUGGAGUGAUGGCCAAAGCACUUCUUCCCUUUCUGGCUCUACAUAACAGGGGUCUGAGAAAUCCAGACUGGAGGAGGGUCAGGAGCAUUAUCCCAGUCGGAGCUGGGCGUGAAAUUUCUUCCUACACCCCAGAGGGAGUAAGGAUUUUAGGGUGUUACAGGGCCACAUCUAGACCCUUUUUCUGUGGUGCCUUAGAGGGAUUUAGGCAGCUCCUGCCCUGCCCCAGCAGCGCUGCAUCCUGAGCCUGCAUCCCAGCUGGGUACCACGGCCGGGGGGAUGCUGGCUCUGCACGGUCCUGCCAGCAGCAGAACAUCCUCAUCAUCCUCCCCCUCCUCCUGCCACUGGGAUUUUUAGUUUUUAAAGUACAGGAAACACGUGGAGAUUUUUAUCACAGCGCUGAGCCUGCUUUUUCUUGUAUUUGCAUGGCCUUGCUCGGUGGGUGGGACCGUCUGAUGGGGAGUGUUUGGGACACCUGUAGAUGCUGAGGAGACUAACACUGAUCAGGUGGGAAGCGUUUCUGCCCUCGUUUGCCGGCCUCUGCUCCCAGCUCUUUGGAAACAUUUCUUCUGGAUUCCUCCAUUAACCUCAUGCGUUGCUGGGCGAAGCUCCCCUGCCUGGAGCUUGAAAGUCCAGGUUUCACCCAAGCCCAGGGCUGAACCCAGCUGGGCUGAGCAAUGGAAAACUCACGGCAGGAGUGGCACAGGGUGCUUUUCCCACUUCCCGUGGCAGACAGCCCCAGCUGGGGCUGCGUUUCACUCUCUGCAGCUCUUGUCCAUCUUUGACUCCAUCCGUGCAGCGGUUGUGUCCUGCCCUGGCACAGGGAACACCUUAGAAAUUCAUUAAUUGUUUAAUUGCCCUCAUUUUGAAGGCCAGAGUGGGCUGCUUGCAGGGCAUCCUUGGUCUUGCCCAGCUGUGCACCAGUACAGCACUGGGAGUGCUGGGCACGGGACGUUUCUUUUAAGUUGAAGCCAAGUUCCUACGAACUGACUUUUCUACUCAAUUCUCUUGUGACACCUUCCUUAGGAGCAAUCAGCUCAUUUCAUCCCCCUAAAGCUGGACCUGCCUCACACAACCCCCUCCCGGGGCACAUGGAUUCCUGCCUUCGGGCCACCCCGUUGCCGUGUGGGGUCUGUAGGAGCCGGGAGCCCGCGGUGUCCGUGGGUAACGCUGUUCAACUCUGUACAACGUGGGGAGGGAGCCCUUUGUAUGAAAUACAAAAUAAAACUGUAUUGUGGGGUUUAUGUCUCA